AUGGAGCCUAACGCUGCGUUUGCUGGAGUACCUGGACUCAAACAGCCACCGAGCUUCAACUUCAAUGACACAAGUUCAUGGUCCACCAGGAUUGAGCAGUUCGAGGACUAUGCCUAUACGCAACAGGAAUACACCGAGCUACCGACGAGGUUCUACCCGCACCACUACUCCCCAUACAUUUCGGAUAUCAAGGAUUUCCAGAACUUGUACAUGACGUUUGAUCUGGGCAAGCCGUUUCUGCCAUUUCAGCAGAACAAGCCAUCGUUCCUUCAGCCAGUAAAAAGCUGGUGCCAAUCGCCUAUUAGAACACUGCUGGUGCUCAACGACUAUAUUCCGAGGCGUUCAGGCCUGUCUUCUCACGGAUUUCAUGACUUACGUGGGCGCUAUCAGUGUGCCAUUCCAGAGUUCGACAGCCUCUACCUGAACAUGAACAGUAUCAUCCACGUCUGCUGUUAUCCCAAGGAUGAUGACCCACACUUUCAUAAUACAGAAGAAAGAAUUUUCUUGGAUAUCUUCAAUUACAUAGAUUUCGUGUUUCGCAUGAUCAAGCCCAAUAAGACGUUCUUCAUGGCUGUUGAUGGCGUAGCCCCAAGGGCCAAGAUGAAUCAGCAAAGAGGCCGAAGAUUCAAGUCUGUGAAGGAAGCCCAGGCACAAGAAAAAGAGGCAUGCGAAAGGGGAGAGGUGUUGCCCACUGAGGAGCGAUUCGACUCCAACUGCAUCUCACCUGGCACCGAAUUCAUGGCACUGUUGCAGGAUCAGCUACAGCAGUUUGUGGCCGUGAAGGUCUCUAGCGACCCGCUGUGGCGUGGUGUCAAGGUUUACCUCUCGGGCCACCAGACACCAGGUGAAGAGGAACACAAUGUGAUGGAUUUUAUCCGGACUGAACGAUCCCAGCCUGGUUACGACCCAAACACGAGGCAUUGUUUAUAUAUGGGCUUGAUUCAGGAUUUAAUUAUGCUCGGCAUGUGUUCCCCAGAACCACACUUCGCACUGCUUCGGGAGGAGAUAGUGUAUGGCAAAAGGCAGAAUCAGAAGAGGCUCAAUGUUCCUGAAGAGAUCACAUUUCACCUUCUGCAUCUGUCGUUGCUACGAGAGUACUUGGAGCUCGAAUUCCUAAGAGUUAAAGGUGAGCUACCUACGAUCCCGUUCGAUUUCAAGAUGGACAACAUCAUAGACGACUGGGUGCUGAUGUGUUUCCUAGAGGCCAACGACUUUCUUUCGCACUUGCCCAAUCUCCACAUUGCGCACAAUGCGUUGCCGGUUCUCUACCAGGCGUACAUUGAUGUGAUGCCAUCUCUUGGAGGUUACAUCAACGAAUACAGAAAGCUAAAUUUGGAAAGGUUUGAAAAAUUCUUCACCAGGCUUUCUCAGUUAUGUUUGCUUAUCUUCUUUGGCUAUGAAAAAUUCAUCGACGCACAGGCUGACCAAAAGUUCUUAGCUUCUAAACGAGCCAAUGCCGAAGCACCAAAUGGUAUUGUGCAGCAGAACGGGUCGCCACCUUCUGGCAAGGAGAAGACUAAGGAUCCAGAUGCAAGGCGUAAGGUCAAAACGGGGACAGUGCGGUCUUUCCACUUCGAUGCCUGUUGGAAAAGUUUAGUCACCUGGACAUUCAUGACUUCGAUAGUGGCGAAGACCAGGAGGGUCUUCUUGAGAUGGAGUUUCGUCAGCACAAGGCGGGACUACUACGUCAACAAAUUAGAAUACUCAGAUGUCAACAAGUGA
Molecule: messenger RNA, 1722 nt
Organism: Rhipicephalus microplus (southern cattle tick)
Lineage: Eukaryota; Metazoa; Arthropoda; Arachnida; Ixodida; Ixodidae
Product: 5'-3' exoribonuclease 1-like
Biological process (GO): nuclear-transcribed mRNA catabolic process; rRNA catabolic process
Cellular component (GO): nucleus
Molecular function (GO): 5'-3' RNA exonuclease activity; RNA binding
Source: RefSeq, a predicted model, not a curated record